GGCUGUUUAUUUUAAACGGGCACAUUGGCUGUUGGAUUUGUUUACAAUUAGACGAAACAAACGUAAAAAAUACAGAUUCACAAAUAUGUCACAAGUGAAGCGGUACCGAAGAUCCUCAAAGUCUUCCGAUGAUGGGGAGCAAGACAACGAAGAGUACGUGCCGUAUGUACCGGUAAAGGAACGUAAGAAGCAGCACCUGAUGAAGUUGGGCCGGAUCGUGCAACUGGCCUCGGAGAACUCGCAGCCUAAGUCUUCAAGCGAAAACGAGAACGAGGACGACUCGCAAGGAGCGCACGACGCGGAGACAUGGGGCCGCAAGUACAACAUUAGCUUGCUGGACCAGCACACGGAACUGAAGAAGAUCGCCGAGGCAAAGAAGCUGAGCGCAGUGGAAAAGCAGCUGCGUGAGGAGGAAAAGAUCAUGGAAAGCAUUGCCCAGCAGAAGGCGCUCAUGGGCGUGGCCGAGUUAGCCAAGGGCAUUCAGUACGAUGAACCCAUCAAGACUUCCUGGCGACCGCCGCGCUAUAUUCGAGCCAUGUCGGAGGAUGAGCGCCAGGCUGUACGCAAGCAACUGAGGAUCCUUGUGGAGGGAGAAAAUCCAAGCCCGCCUAUUCGAAGUUUCCGGGAAAUGAAGUUCCCCAAAGGCAUUCUAAAUGGCCUGGCGGCCAAGGGCAUCAAGACUCCGACUCCGAUUCAAGUGCAAGGGCUGCCCACUGUGCUGGCGGGCCGCGAUCUCAUCGGCAUCGCCUUUACCGGCUCCGGCAAGACGUUGGUUUUUGUGCUGCCCGUUGUCAUGUUUGCCCUCGAGCAGGAGUACAGCCUGCCAUUCGAGCGGAACGAAGGCCCCUACGGACUGAUCAUCUGUCCGUCCCGGGAGCUGGCCAAGCAGACGCACGAGAUUAUCCAGCACUACAGCAAGCACCUUCAGGCCUGCGGCAUGCCCGAGGUGCGCUCCUGCCUCGCCAUGGGUGGGCUACCGGUGAGCGAAGCCCUAGACGUGAUCUCUCGCGGUGUGCACAUUGUGGUGGCGACACCUGGGCGGCUCAUGGACAUGCUUGACAAGAAGAUCCUCACGCUGGACAUGUGCCGCUACUUGUGCAUGGACGAGGCUGACCGGAUGAUUGAUAUGGGUUUUGAGGAGGACGUCCGCACGAUAUUCUCCUUUUUCAAGGGCCAACGCCAGACGCUUCUGUUCUCGGCCACUAUGCCCAAGAAGAUCCAGAACUUUGCCCGCUCAGCUCUAGUAAAGCCGGUCACAAUAAACGUUGGCCGCGCGGGUGCCGCGUCAAUGAAUGUCACCCAGCAAGUGGAGUACGUAAAGCAGGAGGCCAAGGUGGUUUACUUGCUGGACUGCCUGCAGAAGACAGCGCCGCCCGUGUUGAUUUUUGCCGAAAAGAAGCAGGACGUGGACUGCAUACAUGAGUAUCUGCUGCUUAAGGGUGUGGAGGCGGUGGCCAUUCACGGCGGCAAGGAUCAGGAAGAACGGUCGCGGGCCGUCGAUGCUUACCGCGUGGGAAAAAAAGAUGUUCUAGUCGCCACCGACGUGGCCUCGAAGGGACUGGACUUCCCCAACGUGCAGCACGUAAUUAACUACGACAUGCCAGACGAUAUCGAGAACUACGUGCAUCGCAUAGGCCGCACAGGGCGCUCCAACACCAAGGGUCUAGCCACCACGCUCAUUAACAAGAUCACCGAGCAGUCGGUGCUUCUCGACCUGAAGCACCUGCUUAUAGAGGGCAAGCAGCAGGUGCCCGACUUCUUGGACGAGCUGGCGCCAGAGGCCGAGCACCAGCACCUGGACCUGGGCGACUCUCAUGGCUGCACCUACUGCGGCGGUCUUGGCCAUCGCAUUACGGAGUGUCCAAAACUAGAGGCUGUCCAGAACAAGCAGGCAUCAAACAUAGGACGUCGCGACUAUCUGUCGAAUACAGCGGCGGAUUACUAAACCUCUGCCACCAAUUAGGUAUAAGGUUACUACGACGCAGGAAUAAACAGAGCUGGGGAUUAGUAAACACACAAUCAUUUCUGGGA
Messenger RNA from Drosophila ficusphila, 2031 nucleotides. RefSeq names its product ATP-dependent RNA helicase abstrakt (gene abs). The coding region runs from base 86 to 1945 and encodes 619 amino acids. The transcript has a single exon. Gene Ontology annotation, cellular component: spliceosomal complex. The record is from RefSeq and is a predicted model, not a curated record. Gene Ontology annotation, biological process: mRNA splicing, via spliceosome. Gene Ontology annotation, molecular function: ATP binding; zinc ion binding; RNA binding. NCBI's taxonomy places the organism in Eukaryota, Metazoa, Arthropoda, Insecta, Diptera, Drosophilidae.